This is a messenger RNA of Thlaspi arvense, 609 nucleotides long. The record is from the annotation of a GenBank genome assembly. NCBI's taxonomy places the organism in Eukaryota, Viridiplantae, Streptophyta, Magnoliopsida, Brassicales, Brassicaceae.
AUGACAAGCCUGAGAGUUUGUGCUACUGAGGUUGCUAAUACGGAUUUAAAUUUGGAGGAAACAUUUUCUAUUCAUGCUGGGAUAGCACAUACCAGGUGGGCAACCCAUGGAGAGCCAUCUUCCAGAAAUAGUCAUCCUCAGACUUCUGUUGAGAGAUCAGCCACUUUGCCGAAAAUGAGUUCUCAUCAAGGGCUCUUUGUUGUGGAAUCAUCAUUGAGUGUCAGAGUCUUGAUGCAAGUGCUAAAGGAGACACUGCUUCGGCAAAGAUUUACCUUUGAAUCUGAAACAGAUACAGAGGUGAUUCCAAAGCUUGCAAAAUUUGUAUUUGACAAAGCAAAUGAAGAUGGUGAUCAGACUGCAACCUUCAGUGAAGUUGUAAUUGAAGUUAUGAGGCAUCUUGAGGGAGCCUAUGCUCUUAUUUUCAAAAGCCAACAUUAUCCAAAUGAAUUGGUUGCUUGCAAGCGUGGUAGUCCACUUCUCCUUGGUGUCAAAGUAAGGGUAAUCAUUUCUUCUUUUCCACUUAUUCUUUUCUUCUCUGACCUUCUACUGCAUUCUACAUCACCUGGUCUGAAAAAGCCAUGCAAAGAAUCUACCCCACCAGAGGGCUGA